Molecule: messenger RNA, 4577 nt
Organism: Etheostoma spectabile (orangethroat darter)
Lineage: Eukaryota; Metazoa; Chordata; Actinopteri; Perciformes; Percidae
Gene: nampt1
Product: nicotinamide phosphoribosyltransferase 1
Exons: 11
Coding region: 184-1659 (491 amino acids)
Biological process (GO): NAD+ biosynthetic process
Molecular function (GO): nicotinamide phosphoribosyltransferase activity
Source: RefSeq, a predicted model, not a curated record
GGGAUGCCGGACUUUUUUGGUGACGAAAGUCCGCCCGCCCCUUCCCGAGCCCGGUUCUCUCAGCUUGUCCUUCCCCCUUCCCCCUACCUAGCUAGCUAGCUACCCAACCAGGCUGGAGUCCCCCGGCCGCACAGCACGCAACACACUGACAGCUGCGACUGACUCACAACCGAGGUGGGAAAGAUGGAGCACAGAGAUUCCGGCUUCAGCAUAUUGUUGGCGACCGAUUCAUAUAAGGUAACACAUUACAAACAGUACCCCCCCAACACAAGUAAAGUGUAUUCGUACUUUGAGUGCCGUGAGAAGCGGACCGAUCCUACCAAAAGCAGAAAAGUCAAAUAUGACAAAACCGUCUUCUAUGGCCUACAGUACAUCCUCAACAAAUACCUAAAAGGAAAGGUAGUGACCCCAGAGAAGAUCCAGGAGGCAAAGGAGGUAUACAGGGAACACUUCCAGGAUGAUGUUUUCAAUGAGAAGGGGUGGACUUACAUUUUGGAGAAAUACGAUGGACACCUGCCCAUUGAAAUCAAGGCCGUGCCAGAGGGGAGUGUCAUUCCUCGAGGCAACGUUCUGUUCACAGUGGAGAGCACAGACCCUGAGUGCUACUGGCUCACCAACUGGGUGGAGACCAUUCUGGUUCAGAUCUGGUACCCCAUUACUGUGGCGACCAACUCCAGGGAGCAGAAGAAGAUCCUCGCCAAGUACCUCCUGGAGACUUCCGGGAACUUGGAGGGACUAGCCUAUAAACUACAUGACUUUGGCUACCGGGGCGUCUCCUCACAAGAGACUGCGGGCAUUGGGGCCUCCGCCCAUCUGGUUAACUUCAAGGGCACAGACACAGUCGCCGGCAUCGGAGUCAUUAAGAAGUACUACGGCACCAAGGACCCUGUGCCAGGCUUCUCAGUGCCUGCUGCAGAGCACAGCACCAUCACAGCGUGGGGGAAGGACCAUGAAAAAGAUGCCUUCGAGCACAUCAUCAAGCAGUUUCCCAACGUGCCCGUAUCAAUCGUCAGCGACAGCUACGACAUCUACAACGCAUGUGAGAAGAUCUGGGGAGAAGACCUCCGGUCGCUGAUAGUGGCCCGCAGUGCAGAUGCCCCGUUGGUUAUCCGACCAGACUCAGGAAACCCGCUCGAUACAGUUUUGAAGGUUUUGGAGAUCCUGGGUAAAAAGUUUCCGCCAGUGGAGAACUCCAAAGGUUAUAAGGUUCUACCUCCUUAUAUCAGAGUCAUACAAGGAGACGGAGUUGAUAUCAACACACUGCAAGAGAUAGUGGAGGGUAUGAAGCAACACAGGUGGUCCAUCGAGAACAUUGCCUUCGGGUCCGGCGGGGCUCUGCUGCAGAAACUGACCCGAGAUCUGCUCAACUGCUCUUUCAAAUGCAGCUAUGUGGUCACUAACGGACUAGGGGUGAACGUGUUCAAGGACCCAGUGGCGGACCCCAACAAGAGGUCCAAGAAGGGUCGCCUGUCUCUGCACCGGACACAGAGUGGCGACUUUGUCACCCUGGAGGAGGGCAAGGGCGACCUAGAGCAGUAUGGCGUGGACCUGCUGCACACAGUCUUUCUGAACGGAAAGAUUGUGAAGACGUACACAUUUGACGAAGUCAGAGACAAUGCUCAGCUCAAAGAGAGCGAGCUUAAUGUGCUGCUGGACUGAGCGCUGCACUACUAAAUCCUCACCCUCCACCCUAACCCCAAAACAAACCCCCUCCCCUCAACCCUUCCUCCUUUUGGGCACCGACGCAACCCCAGAAAAAGGAGGCGGUGUACACUGCUAAUAGAUCCCUCUCCCAAAGCGUGACAACUCCCCAAAACGUUCCUAAACACACGAGACUCCCUUAAAAUUCACAGAUGUUCACCCACAGUUCCAAAACGCUGUUGUUGGUUCUCCAACAGAGUUGGGGGGGGGGGAUUUGGAAAUUCGCACAAAUACCCCAUAAAUGUAAGGGGGGGGGGAGAAAGAUGAGAAAAUGUGUGUGAGGUACAGUAAGCAACUAAUGACAGACAUGGCGAGGGAUAGCAGUGAUAGAAUAUGAUGACAGACCGUGCGUUCACUCCCAUGUGCCACUGCCCCAAAUUGAACUUCGGUAUAUUGCACUGAUAGAUAGGCUAGACAUAUUGCAACCUAAGAAUGUGACUGGCUUCUGAUAGACAAUGUGUCUGUGGACUUUUCAAUGCUGAUACAAAAGCAAGUGAGAUGAUUGUGAAUGAGCUCCUGGCGACUGCAUGUGGAGUGGACCCAUGGUGCGUCAAAGUGAGAAAGAUGACAGAGAGAGAAAUAUGAAGCCACACCAAUGGCCGUGCUCUGUGAAUUGUGUACAGAACUGUUAAGAAAAAAAAAUACAUGUCUGAAUCUACUUAUGCUUUGUCUUUCAUGUGAAGAAAGAAAAGGAUGACCAUGGUUUACAAUGGUGCACCGAUAACAUUGACAGAAAGCCGCUAAAAUGUUGCUUCUAUUUGGAAACAAGGUUAUAAACACACUGUCAUUAUGGGUGAUAAAGGAAUUCAUUUUUUCCCAGUUUUCUUAUUUUUCUGUUAGUAGUUUUGGCCCAAAUUAUAAAAGGCCAACAUCUAUCAAGUACUACCUGAAUAUUGUGUACUUUUACUUUGCCAAAUAACAUGUUAUGGGUGCAUCUCUGAAGGUAUAUAAAUGAUUAUCUACUUGCCAUUAUGUCGGCCCCAGAGCGUUCACAUCAUGAAGGUUCAAUUACAAAUGCUGUUCAAGGAGGGAGGAUAAAACCACUCUCAAAGAGAUGUUUUCAAUAUUGUUUUUAAAUGUCUAAACCAUGGAUUAUAGUCCUCCAGCGUUUGUGAAAAUAGCAAAUAAGGAAAUUAUGAAAGCUAACUUUCCAUUGAUGAUUCCAGUGUUGUCAAAGCCACAAAACUCAAUCAACAAGAUUAGUUUUGAGUUAAAAGUUUCAGAUUGGGUCUUCACAAUGAUGAAUACUCUGGAAACCAGUCUUCGCUGAAUAAGACCAAGAUUUGAUGUAAAUAUGAAAAAAAGAAAUGAUGUUCACUGGAAUCAAGAAAAUCUAUGUUUAAUGAAAGAGUAUGUUUCUCCUGGGCUGAAAUGUAUGUUAAGGUUUCGUCGUGUGUGUGUGCGGUGUGUGUGUGUGUGUGUGUGUGUGUGUGUGUGGAUUUACUUCCUUUAACGGAUUCCUUUAUGCAAAUGUACACUUUCUUUGAUCGGGGGAAUAGAGAACACUCUUCCUUUUACUUUGCCGGCCUUAUAUUCUGAAGGGAGAUGAUAAAGUAGUGAAUGUGUUUUUUUUUUAUUUUGGGUAAUGUAAAAGCAACCAAAAGGCAGAAAAGUGAGACGCAGGAUCAGGAAAAACUUUCUGAAAGAAAUGUACCCGCUACGCGCUGGCAGUUGCUAAAUCGUUGCCCUUGGUAUCACUGCCUUAACACGAGAAAAGCAGGGAUACUUCAACAGCUGUGUUUCUGCAAAAAUUGUAUUUGUGACCAGUGAUGUUUGGAUUAAUUGCCAAGAAAUGGGAUCUUGCUGAUGAUUCCUGUUGAAGUUCAUUAUCUUUCCAUUCAGAGCUUCCCAGUGGAGUGCCACUCCUGUUUGCAGGUGUGUUUAGUCCCGUUGCUGAGUUUGCCAUUUCAGAGUGAAGAGAUUAUUCUUUAGCAGAGCUUGGAGGGAUUAAAGAGGAGUUGGUGACUUCACAGUAAACUAAAUAUUUGGCAGAAUUCUUCUGGCUGUGUAGUGUUCCUACCACAUAUUUAAUUCUAAUGUUUCUAAUACUUGGGUUUAUGACUAAAUGCAUACAAAAUUACUGACAUUUCCAUCCGCUUCAAUUGUAUUUUGUGUGUUUAGUGCUAAUUAGCUAAUGUUGACAUGCUAACACGCUAAAUUUAGAUGGUGAACAUGGUAAAUACCAUACCUGCUAAACAUCCACAUGUUAGCAUUGCCAUUGUGAGCAUGUUAGCAUGCUGACAUUAGCAUUUAGCUCAAAGUAUCUCACAACCCGCUUGCAUAGCUGUACACGGUCUUACUAACACUGUUAAAAUCUCCAGGUAAUCGUUUAUCCAUUAUUCUUUGCCUGCACACUCUUUAGACUUUGUUAUCCAAUACUGGAGUAACAACACAACAACAGUUCUUUUCCAGUUAUGGGGGUGCAUUUUAGUAAAACUCUGAUUUUACUAUUUUGAUACUGUCUCAGUUCUUACCUCAGAAAACAUAUUAUUUUGUAUGACAAAGGAGAGAAAACAUGCGAGAAAUAUUGCAGUAAAUAUCCUUAUUUACAAACGAUGCGGCCAUACUGCCUUCUCAUUUGUACAUACAACAACUAGUUUGAUAAAAAGCAGAGAGGCAGGUUAGGGAGACAACCACACUAGAUAGAGUGAGUGUGUGUGUGCGUGUGUGCGUGUGUGUGUAGUCCUGUGUUUAUGCAUGAUGUGUUACGGAUGAAAAAACGUUUGUGAAUACUUUUUUUCUUUAUGUUGUUGUUGUUGUUUUACUUGUAUGUAUAUGUUGGUUUUCCCAAAUUCUCUCCCAACACAACUGAUAUUUUAACUAACAUAACUUGCGUUAUUGUCAACAAUACAUUGAUUAAAGAUGCCACCCUGUCA